Messenger RNA from Pyricularia grisea, 825 nucleotides. RefSeq lists its product as uncharacterized. The record is from RefSeq and is a predicted model, not a curated record. The transcript has a single exon. The coding region runs from base 1 to 825 and encodes 274 amino acids. NCBI's taxonomy places the organism in Eukaryota, Fungi, Ascomycota, Sordariomycetes, Magnaporthales, Pyriculariaceae.
AUGGUUCGCCUAACCACCAUCCUCACCAUGGUGGCCACAGCGUCCGGCCUCGCCUCAGCCCAGGUCGACCAGGUUGUCGACGGCCACACGUUCGUCACCUCAGGGCCCGCAAUCGCAGCGCAUUGGCACGAGUACUGGUUCAACACAUCGGCGACCGCCCUGCACACGCUCAAGACCCUACUGGGACCCCAAGCCCUGAAGGAUCUGCUGAAGCCCGAAAUCGAAAAGGGAGACGUCUUUUGGCGCGACAUUGUCGCCCGCUCCUCGGGCAAGGAGUGGAAGGCGGCCAGCGGACGGACGGUGGCGUUCCUGCCCAACGUUACGGCUCAGGCCUUCGCCGCGUGGUUCGCAAGCCCGCUUGCCGACCUGGCCAACAACGAUGCAAACGCCGAGCACUAUUACAAAGAGACGGUGGCGGACCCUGCCACCGGCGCCCUGUCGUCCGAGAUUAUCGAGGGCUGGGGCGGCGUCGUCACCCACUUUACGAUCCCCAACUUCAAGCAGGUGAAUCAGCACAACUACGACAUGCUCGACGAGCUGCCCGACUUCCCAAUCCAGUUCGCCGGCGACAAGACGCUGAUGGACGGUACCGUCUUUGGCAUCCUGCACAUUGCCGUGCGCGACAUCAAGGGCGCUGACUUCCCCGAGCACGCCGACAAGGGUUCCGGGAUCGAGAUUUACGCCGCGGUCUGGUACGGCGAUGCCUCGGAGGAAGAGCAUCUUGAGCAGGAGAGGCAGCACAUGAUCAUUGAGGAGAUCAACCUGUCGCGCCAGGCCCAAAAGGACAUUGUCGCAGGUCUGCUGCCGAUAACUAACCGGGCUUAA